AUGGGAAAUCAAGCGUGCUGCGGGAAUGGGACGGUUGGAGAGCCUGAGUCUGCGGCGCUUCCCCCACUGUCCAGCAAGCCAGAUGAGGAGGACGCCAUCGUCCUCAGCUCCAAGGGCGUGGUGGAAGAAGGGACGGCGGACGAGGCCCCGCCCUCCGCGCCCUCGAAGAAGAAGUUCAGCCGAGUCCUGUCAUCAGUGAGCUUGCAAGGCAUCGAGGUGGAUGAGAAUGAGAGAGUCUCGACAAAGAUGAUGGACAAGUUGAGGUCCAGCACCACCACCUCGGUGAACAGUGCCAACAGCAUGAGGUCGAAGAAGUCCAUCGUGGCGAUGAUCUCCCAGCUGUUCGUGCCCGUGAAGCGGCCGGACUUCAGCGGAGAGUGGAUCUGCACCGCUACAUGGGGCUUGGAUGACUUCUUGAAGAACAUGGGUAUUCCCUACGUGAAGCGCCUGGCGGCUGCAAAGGCCCCCUGGCCGAGCUGGGAGUUCCAGCAGGAGCAGGACAAAUUCAAGUUUACCAAUCACACCGUGAUGGGACCCAUUCCGGAGGUGUUUGUCGCAGAUGGAUCACCAUACCCCACUGUCGAUGCGCACAAGCAGACCUUGACAUGUGUAGCCACCUGGGAAGAUGCCACACUGGUCAUUGAGCGUUGUGGGCCUCAAGGGCGGUUCCGGGAGGAGCGCUUCAUUGACGCCGACGGGAAGCUUCAAUUCAAACUGCUGGGCCUAGAGGAGGGCCACGCCGUGUCCUGGGGCCGUACUUUUCGAAGGAAAGACCCUACCUGA
Durusdinium trenchii is the source of this 783-nucleotide messenger RNA. The record is from the annotation of a GenBank genome assembly. Lineage: Eukaryota; Dinophyceae; Suessiales; Symbiodiniaceae.